CGUUGGUGGAGGCUUUUGGAGCUCAAGCUUCCAGUAACGUUGUUGUUUAACUGGUCUGUGGUAUGACUGACGGUACAAGGCUCCGUCAAACCUGGAAGGAUGCACUGGAUGGCUCUGAAGCCACUUUCCGCCAGCUCCUUACCUCUCAUUCCUCCUCGGAAUGGAAGCAUAUUUCCUUAGCAAGUGAUUCAUCCCCGUCAGGCAAGGGAAAAGCACGCGCCUUCACAACUCCUGAGCUCACCGAUAUCGCUGUGCACCGCAAAGCUAUCAAGUCGGGUGAGAAUGUCUACAGAGUCGUCCUCGACGUCCCAAUUACCGACCAAUCUGCUUCUCUCGACGCAUGGAAGGCCGUCAUUACCACUCCGGAACUUAGACAGGAGUGGGACCCCGCAGUUGAGAGUGCGCAUUUGGUAGAAAUGUUCGAUCGUCAGACGCGAAUAUCCAAGACUAAUUUUACGCUUGGUUGGCCUGCCAAUCCACGAGAUGCUGUAACGAUUUCACGCAUUUACCAGGAUACAUCCACGAUAAUAGAUAUUUCCACCUCAUUGCCACGCUCAUCUGACGAGCCAGCGUACUUGAGGCCAUCACCACCCUACGUCAGAUCUCAUGUUGCAUUGUUCGCUUGGUGUAUCCAGUAUGUUCAACCAUCCACAGCCCCACAGCCGCACUCCCCGGCCGAUCAAAUCAAAAGGCGCAUGUCUACAUUUAUGGCGCAGCCACGCCUUCGCAUUACGUGUUUCUGGCAGCACGACCUUCGCGCAAUCUGGAAUUUUGGCUCUGCUUCCACUGUGUGCCAACAGCUGUGCACGAUGAUGUUGGGUCUGUAUAAGACCGUCCUAGCGCGUGGCUCUCGCAUACCGGUGCUUGCAGGACAUGGAUAUGGGGUUAGCAUUGAGAAAAUACGGUUCCAGCUCGACAGGCAGGCUCUUGCCAUUGAGUAUGUGAUUCACUCGGAAGAAGAAGACCACGCAGGGGAGACAGGUCAGGGGCUGGACGUGAUUAAGGAACACAGGCGCCUCGUACGCUCCCUUGAAUGCGUCUUUCCAUCGAAUGAAGGGUGGGAUGUCCAAAUAACCAUGAAAGGCUCAUCUCAGAAGGUUGAGAGUCUCCCCUGGAAUGCCACUGCCUCGCGACAGAAGCCUUCUUCGCCAAUCGUGGGGAGUAAGCCACCGGAACUAACGGUUCUCCGUAUAUCCCAUGCGCCUCUUCCUGAUGAUCAUUCUAUUGUCAAAGUUCGUGCAGUUAUAGAACUCUCUGCGCCAUCCAGCGGAAUCAGGCUGAAUGGUCUUCCUCAGACCAUUCAGUUUGUCGAAGAGCGCGAUCCGUUGUCUUUCGCGCAGCAGCAACAACAACAGAUCCUGCAAGAUGCGACCAGUGCUGCGGAUGUGAGCUUUCAAACGACAUCUUCAGUCAGCUCCGUUGCAUCGAGCUCCACAACGCCUACAAGACCACCAAUGGCGCGGUCGAUGACUGAGCGACCUGUGGCGGCGGAGAAAACGAUAUUAUCGCGCGUGAAACGGAGUUAUAUAUACUUCUCGUCACUAUUGCAGGAACCAGAAGCAAAGUGGAAGCGGACUACGGAAGCACGUGGAGUAUCAGUAACUCAAUUAGAUUCUAUCGAUCCGACCCUGGUGGUGUAUAGAGCAGAAGCCACUUUUGUCGGCCUUGGAUUAUGGGACUUGUACGGCGCGUUGGUUUCGCCUGGUGCUAGGGUUUUUUGGGACAAGCAACACGAGGAUGCAACGCUUCUCGAAGAUGUGAACGAGCUAACGCAAUUGUGGCAUUUCAAGACUAAGCCCGCAUGGCCCGUACAGGGUCGAGACACAGUCCUCUUGAAAACCGUCUAUAAAUCUCCGACUACGAUCCAUGUUUUCUCAUUCUCAGCCGACGACCCAUACUUGUUUCCUUCCAUCCCUCCUCAAGACCCAACUCUCAUUCGCACACAGGUCGAUCUACAAGGAUGGGCCAUUGAAACACUCUCUCCGAACACCACCCAACUCACCUUGCUCGAGCAGUCAGAUCCCAAAGGAUGGUCGAACAAAGCAAGCAUACCACAAGCCAUGAUCUCUGCGCUCGCUGGCGUUGGUGACUUUGUCAUUAAGUGCGGUGGUCCCCCAGUAGUGACACGACUUGCGGGGGCCAAAGCUAACGACAUGAGAUAUGAUCAUGAGAGGGGCGCUUUCCGUGUCGAGUAUGAAGGCUCGGAAAAUCGCCGAGCACCCACCACCAUCACAGAAGAUUCGGCAAAUGAAUCUACCGUAGCCGCCAACUCUCGCACGAUGCACACGAUCGAGUGCGAGAUCCGGUGUGAUAUGGACACGUGGGCAUCUGCACUUGAUGUCGUCGUCGACCCCCCUCCGCAUAGUGUUUCAGCGCUGCGCCGCCAUCGACUAUCCGCAGGUGGAGGAGGGCUGUGGCUGACGCUCACUCACGAUGCUUUGUUCGCUGCCGAUGAGAGGCUUCUGGCUAUCGUACGCCGUGGGCCGAUGGGACCUGGGAAAGAUAAGGGGGUUGUGAUGGUCAAUGGGGCACGUGUAACUGUCGAUGUCGAAGAACUUCCUGAGCAGGAGAUUAAGGCACUUGCGAAGCGCAAACGCAUCAAGCCUAUACGCAUUCCGCUCGACCAGCCCCCAGUCGUGGGCGUCAUUCGACGGCGGCGGGCAGAGUGGGACGCCGAUGGCGAUUCUCCCAACAGCACAGAAUCUACCCCCAGAAAUCUAACGCCUGAACCUCUUGAAACCCCAAUGCCCUCGCCAGCGUCAACGUGGUUAACGUCCCCAAAAAUCACGAGUCCGCUUGCCAGCUUUUGGUACACCGCAGUGGAAUCAGCGACAACUACUACCCAGCAAGCGGUUGCUGCAAUGGCUCCUGGAGAUGGAGGUGCACCGUCUGCAUCACGAGUGCCCAUGCAACAUGCCGCGGAAGCUUUACAAUGGAUGCGAGAUCUCCAGUGCGGUGGUCCUGAUUCGAAAGCCGGGUGGACUCUGCUGGUGGACAAGGGUAUCUCAGUUCAUCGCAAACUACUCACAGACAUCUCGCCGUCCAUCCCAGUGCACAAAGGCGAGAAAGUCAUUGAGGGGGUCUCCGCAGAAGAGGUUGCUGCUGUUGUGACGAACUAUGAGUGUCGCAAGCAGUGGGAUGUCCGAUUCGCUUCUGCCUCGAUCUUGGAGAGGUUUGGAUCGAAAUGUCAUACCGCGUUUGUAGUAUCCAAGGGAGGGUUUCCUUUCCGUGACCGGGGGUUCUUCCAAGCGUCUAUCAUGGCCCGCUCCAGGCUUCCACUGUCAAGUUUAGAUGUCACGCCAGGAGAGACUGGUCCCUCGCAAGAUGCUCGCUCAGUCAUCUUUUGCGUAUCUGCAUCUUUCAACCCGGAUUCGGCUGCAUCCUUUUCUCCAUCCAAGUACAACCCUUAUGCCUUGCCCAUUGGGCGGGCGUAUAUCGAUGGUUGGAUGUUUGAGACCCUCGACCCGUAUACCAAGGAGAACUACGCCAUUCCAUCGACACGGUGCACUAGAGUCGUUGCCGUGGACUACGCGGGAUCCAUACCGGUGGCAAUGAACUCGCUCAUCAAUAGCGCGCUCCCAAAGUCGAUACUUGCAGUGGAGACCUACCUGAAGGGCUCUUCGCCCAUGCCAUAUACGAGGCUUCCAGCAGCCGGUGUUGUCCUGACGGAACAAAAGGGUGGCACUGGAGUCAACACGCCAUCUUGGAGAUUGAGGAAGAAGGACGAGAAUCGGAAGUUGAUCGUUUCGACAUUCAACCCUCUAAACCAAACUCAUCGUAGUGUUGUGCUACUCACGAUGACCAAUGCCGCACCAGGUAAACCUGAUGAACUCACUCCUAGGCCGAGCAGAGCGGGUCUUCCAACUAUUAGUCCCACUCCUGAGGCUCGGGCGAUCAAUCCUCCAGAAUUUACUACCUCUCCUUCGAUUCCUUCAUCCACGCCAUAUCCUCGCAGGACCUCCUCAGCUUCUGCAGGCUCUGCCUCUGCGGAGCCCUUGAAAGCAUCUUCUUCCGCAUUUACAUUGAAGGGCGAAAUCAAACAUUCCACAGAUCUCCUCGUCGCUGAGAUCGUCGUAGACUCGAAACUCUAUCCCGAGGGCUAUGAAGUGCUCAUUACAUCACGUCCGCGAGACAAUGCGAAGUUUAUCUCCCUCGACAGCUCGCGCGAGAACGACACGGAAUUGGUAACAAGUGCAGGUACAACCGACUUGCCCAUCAGCUCGAGCGUAUACACUAUUCCUGCUUCGCCACUACACUCAUCAGGGUUGAAUGCAGAUCGACCACCGCGGCAUCUCUUAAGGUUGUCAUUGCCCACGGCCCAGUACCAGGUAUCUACGGUAAAAGAUCCGCUUACAGGCGAGAUCAGGACCGCACCUCCCAAGCCUCAGUGGUUUAAUGAUCUGCAUGAAAAAGGGUUUGUGGUACAAGUGGAGAUUAAGCCUGUCAUACCGUCUGCUUUGGGUAUCAAGAAAAGUGACGGUGGCGUGAUAGUGAAGGUUGGCGGAGCGAAUGUUGGGAUUGCUAGCGAGAAGGAGUCAUUAACUGCACUUGGGCGCGAUGAGCUCCAGGAUGAUCGGGUCUCUCGUAUGCCUGUACUGCAAAGAUCCGCAGACGAUGGAGACCUGUUCCCCGACGAACUCAAAGAGCCCCUGUCCCGUGCGGAUGAUCUCCUCGAUAAUGGCGCUAUCGUCCCUGCUAUCGAUAUCAACGAAGAUCCGGAAGCACCUGAGGAGAGUCGACCAAAGGCGGAAGUGAUCGAAAACGGGCCGCCCUUGGAUGCCCCCGAGAACGGCACUGUUAUGCAGGUUCUGCCGCAGCCACCAUCAAAUAGUGGAUUGUUUGGAUUCCUAAAUGCUUAUCCUAAUCCGAUAUCUCGCUGGACCUCAUCACCUGCCAAGGAUCUUGUUUCACCAAUGCCAUCUGUUUCAUCUUCUCGGCGAUCGUCUCAAAGCGUUCCGAAGCUGCCUGGUGGGUUGUCGAGUACGGAGACGAACAGCACGAGCCCCACGAUGACAACACACAUUGUUCGGAUGCCGACGACAUACCCGCUGUCGACUGUUCUAAUCAUAGCACUAAUUGCUUUUUUAAUUGGAUCGUUGUUGCGAUCGCUUCUCUCACCUGCAGACUUCAUUUACGUCGUGACAGAUCUGCAGGAUGCCGAGGAGGGGAGCGCGGGGUGGCGGGAGAUCAGGCGGCUGUUGGAGGUGAAAUAUAUUGUUGGUGGAUGGGACUUUCAGAUCGCUGUUGUUCGCAGACAUUGAGGGGGUUUUGCGAUUUAAGCUGUACUGUUACACUAGAAUGCGCGUGUAUCAUAUGUUCUUAACGUAUUGUAGAGUAAUGGAAGAAGGUGGAACGUAGCCA
Messenger RNA from Suillus clintonianus, 5361 nucleotides. RefSeq lists its product as uncharacterized. The transcript is spliced from 8 exons. Bases 63 to 5261 code for a protein of 1732 amino acids. The record is from RefSeq and is a predicted model, not a curated record. Gene Ontology annotation, molecular function: lipid binding. Lineage: Eukaryota; Fungi; Basidiomycota; Agaricomycetes; Boletales; Suillaceae.